AUGGGUGUGCCUGGAAAUGAUGGAUUCAUGAUUUCCAAGUCAACGAGUCAAAUAGAAGGUGGCCACGACCAGUUGCUAAAGGAAGCAGAAUUGGCAACUGCAGCCGAAGAAAAAGAGACUCAUUCAUUUGAAAUUGAGCCUGCUCAGGUUGAAAAUGUGAAGCAGCGUUGCUUGCCAAAUGCUUUAAACUAUCCCAUGUUGGAGGAGUAUGACUUCAGAAAUGAUACCGUCAAUCCUGACCUUGACAUGGAGUUGAAGCCUCAAGCACAGCUACGUCCUUAUCAAGAGAAGAGUCUUAGUAAGAUGUUUGGGAAUGGUAGAGCAAGAUCUGGUAUUAUUGUAUUGCCAUGUGGUGCGGGAAAGUCUUUAGUGGGUGUUUCUGCCGCCAGCCGGAUACGGAAAAGCUGUCUUUGUCUAGCAACAAAUGCUGUGUCUGUGGAUCAAUGGGCUUUUCAGUUUAAAUUGUGGUCAACCAUUGAAGAUGAUAAAAUUUGUCGUUUCACCUCUGAUAGCAAAGAAAGAUUCCGUGGCAAUGCUGGGGUUGUGGUGACCACCUAUAACAUGGUUGCUUUUGGUGGUAAACGUUCGGAAGGAUCUGAAAAGAUUAUUGAAGAAAUAAGAAAUAGAGAAUGGGGAUUGCUUCUCAUGGAUGAGGUGCAUGUGGUUCCUGCUCACAUGUUUCGAAAAGUCAUCAGCAUUACUAAAUCUCAUUGCAAACUUGGACUUACAGCAACACUUGUGAGAGAGGACGAAAGGAUAACAGAUUUGAACUUCCUCAUUGGUCCCAAGUUGUAUGAGGCAAAUUGGUUAGAUUUGGUGAAAGGAGGAUUUAUUGCAAAUGUUCAGUGUGCUGAAGUGUGGUGUCCUAUGACAAAGGAGUUCUUUGCCGAAUAUCUUAAGAAAGAAAAUUCUAGGAAGAGGCAGGCACUCUAUGUGAUGAACCCUAACAAAUUUCGGGCUUGCGAGUUUCUUAUACGGUUUCAUGAACAACAGCGUGGUGAUAAGAUAAUUGUUUUUGCUGACAAUCUCUUUGCACUGACAGAGUAUGCAAUGAAGCUUCGGAAACCUAUGAUCUAUGGUGCUACCAGCCACGUUGAAAGGACAAAAAUUCUUGAGGCCUUCAAAACUAGUCGGGAAGUGAACACUGUUUUCCUCUCAAAGGUGGGUGAUAAUUCCAUUGAUAUUCCUGAGGCAAAUGUGAUAAUUCAAAUUUCAUCACAUGCGGGAUCAAGGCGUCAAGAAGCCCAACGACUUGGACGUAUUCUCAGGGCAAAGGGUCGACCUCAGGAUAGGAUGGCUGGUGGUAAAGAGGAGUUCAAUGCAUUUUUCUACUCCCUUGUGUCUACAGAUACUCAGGAAAUGUACUACUCAACUAAAAGGCAACAGUUUUUAAUUGAUCAAGGUUAUAGCUUUAAGGUAAAACUUUCUAUUGCGUCGCUGAAUUUAGUCUGUGUACAUGCUUACCAGUUUCCUGGGUUGUGCCUGUGAGGACAUCCUGUAUUGGCUAUAUCUUUAUGGACCAUGGUGGUUUUGCGACUGUGAAAUGUGGAUUGCAAUUUCUAGAGAAUCAGCGGUGAAUCGAUGCAAAUGCAUGGAAAAGAAUAAUUUCUUUUAAAAACAGAAUAAGCAAUUAGGUUACAACUUAAGUUUUUUGUCGAAAAAAUUAUAUUUGUUUGCCACGCCAAAUCAAAAAAUGUGGAUUCAUGGCUAGACAAAGCAUAUAAGGCAUUAAGCAAGAUGUGUUUACCCGAGUGGUUAAGAAACAAGCCACCCCCGCACCCCCGCAUAUGAAUUUGUACAGAUUAAGAAUGGCACUAACCAACACAACCCAACCCAAGAUUCCAAACUAGUAAUUAUUAAAAUUGUUCCUUUUCGUGAAAAAGGAUUUAAUUUAACUGUAACUAACUAACACCGCAUGGUUUGCCUACAACGGCAUGGUUAGUUGCCGACCGACUCUUGACGUCUUAACCAUAACAGUCAUGGCGCAAUAAACACCUACAGAAGAAAUAUGUGCUUCAAUUACCUGGGAACACUUCAGCAUCCUUACAUACCCAAUAUCCAAAGUAAUCAACUGGACAUCUAAGACAACUUUAGUGAGGAAGAAUGAUAUUUUAUUAUUACUGUACAGAGGGAUAGUUCCUUGGAGGAAUCUCUAUCUUACCCAUUGUUAAGAGUAUUAGGGUAGUAUGUGUAAGUUAUUAACAGUGUUAGGGUAUU
Ilex paraguariensis (yerba mate) is the source of this 2217-nucleotide messenger RNA. NCBI's taxonomy places the organism in Eukaryota, Viridiplantae, Streptophyta, Magnoliopsida, Aquifoliales, Aquifoliaceae. The record is from the annotation of a GenBank genome assembly.